ACAAGGAUACGGGUGUGUUAUCGUCAUCGUCGUUGUCGUUGUCGUCGUGCUCGUCGUCGUUGUUGUCGUCGUCGUAUUUAGUUGUUCAAAUCAUAAGUUUGUUGUUUGUUCCCCGGUCUUGUGUGAAUACUACUACUACCAUUACUAUUACUACUACUCUUACUACACUAUCCGCUAAGGAGCCGCGUGUGCCGCAAGCUAAGUAAGUUGGUAGAAAUCGCUCGCAAGUCGUAGUGUCCGUGAAAGAACGAGCAAAACGCCAGGAAUACUUUCGAUCAGCGUUCAGCGAAUUCAAGAACGGUUCCGUCGAGUAAAGCACCUAAAAGUCCCGGCAAAAACCAUCGUCAACCGGUAUAGAGCGGGAAAGCUUGCCAGUGGAAAAUCGUGCCUCCCAGUACCAACGCAGCCCAUUGGCUUGAGCCAAAAUCGUGGUAGUAAUUGUAGCAUACACAUUCACACACUAAGACCGGACAAGAAAGGAGCAGACUGGUUUUGGUGUCUUGAAAACAAAACUCUGAUUGUGACGUGGAACGAAGAGACGCGCUCGUAGAUGCGGUUUUGUCAACGUUGGAAAAGAUGCAGAGGAGCGGUGAAGUAUGCUGAUAGCGGUUCGUGAUUUAAAUACACCCGCCAAAGGAAGCAGUAAACAGAAGUGCCCAACCGAAACGUUAACGUAAAACGAAUAUCAACAAACCAAUAAGCAAGGAGCAUGCACGCAGAUGCGAAAUGUAAAAACAAAUAAGAUAGAAAACCAACUAUCAUCACCGACAGCGAGCAAGCAGGUGAAGCUGUAAACACAUGUAUAAAGUAUCAACAAUCGUGGAAGUAGGACGAUAGAAAGUCAACCCACAAACAAGCACACAUACUCAAAACAAACACUAAGCUCUGAAUCAAUCGAAAAAUCAUUACAGGGAUUAUAUAGGUUACGAAAAGUGUACGUUAGUCACGCAUUUCUGUAUGUAUGUGUGUAUGUAAUGCUGGCAAUUUAGAAGACGAUGAUGGUAACAUUUGCUUGAGCCUUUUCCUCGAAAUUAGCAACUCCUUUAACAAACCUCCCAUCCACAGCCUAAAAAGGACAAGCACACGAGAAGGCAACUAGAAGAAGCCUAGCUCAAGAAGCGAAAAUCGAUAAAAAAGCUCCUCGCGGAACAAAAGGAACAACAACAGCUGAAAAGCAAAACGACGCUGUUGAACAAAACAAUCCAUCUAAAAGUGGGUGCAACGUAACAACUGUGUGGAAUAGAAUUUCGCCAGAAAACGACAACCCUGUCCUUUUAGUCUGCGCGACGCGUAAAGUUAAAGAGCGCACGAGGUUGUAUUAAAGCUCACAGCUACGGGCGACGGAUCAGCACGGAUGCGGACAGUCAGCCGCCGAUUGAUGCCAGUGUCAGCUGGAGUGCGUGAUAGCGUUGCAUCCGAGUGAAGGGAAAACCGGACAACGUGAGCUGGCUUUUCCAUCUGAACUGGCCUGGGAAAACUGCGUGUGCGAGCGGGCGAGCGAGAGUGCAAUUGUGUCAGGGCGAGAACGCACGAGCCGAGCAAGCGAGAGUACGAGCGAGAAAGAGAGAGAGAGAGAAAGAGAGUGAACGAGUAAACGGCCGCAUGCAUUGCCGUCAAUAAUCAACAAUCAGUCAGUCACUCAGUCAGCCGCCAGUGGCAGCAUAAACAGCAUACACUUGCAGCAGGAGAAGUGGUAAUAUAUUGACUGCAUCCCUUCAGUGCCGUUCGCAAUCGGUGCAUCGUGGCAGUUGUGUUGCAAACGAGUUUCGUCGAUCGGUGUUUUUUUGUUGUUUUCAUCACUCGCGUAUACACUGACUUUAAGCAGCGUGUACUGUAACCGGCGCAAAUGCGUGUGGAUGCGUUUUUUAGUGGAACGAAGCGAAACAACUAAAGUUCUUCAGGUGUGCAGUCCAGGUGUGUUGCUUAAGUGAAAGUGAACAACGGUACAACGCGAACAUAGCCGCUUUCCCCUUUCUUCCAAACUAGCCGCAGUGGUAGUGUGUUAGUGCUUUGUUGCGUCUUCGUUCCCAAGGUGCCAUUCUCGUAGUCGAGCCCAUGUCUCGGGACAAAAGUCGCUAGCAGACCGGCAAAUCAUCCCAGAAGCGUGGCGAAAGUAUAAUACAAAAUUAGCAUUAGCAACAGCCUAUUAGUCGAACGCAUUAGCGCAAUAGCGGGUUCGCUAUCGGAAACACACAAAAGCAAACUAACGACCCCAACCAACCAAAACAAACAAACGCGAAACUGAGCAGGAGAACCGCAACCAUCACAUCAAAAAAGUGCCUAACUAUUUCCGUUUUGCGUUUCGCUUAAAUCUGUUGUUGUAUUGGUCCACUAACUCCCUGUCCAGAACACCCCGUCGAUUUGCGUGGACCCGUCCGUAGAAAACACGCUUACCGUACCGGAUCUGAACAGGCAUGCAAGCGGUGCUGGGAAACAGCGUGUAGCUAAGGAUUGUCAAGGAUUGUUCGGAUUCCCAGAAAACCAAAAAAGCCCCGUUGUACUUUAGGCCACCAGGUAAUGGUUGUGUUACGUUUCGGGUAGCUGGUGAAAGGAGUGGAAAAACAAAUCAAAACGCAUUAAAUUGAAAAGUGUGCGCCCAGUAGUUUGCUCCCUUGUGGUGGUAGUAUUAACAAAACAUAAUACACACACAUACGCGCGGAUUAGUCGCAAUGCUGCGAGUGUGCUAAUACAAAAGUGAUAAAACUAUUAAAAAAAAAGAAACACUCCCUCGCACCCUCCAAAAACAAAACAAAAAUUCGUGUGCCGAUUGUUAUCAUCGCGAUUGUUAUUUGAGCUAAAACCGUUUAGAAACUCGAUGAAGAAAUCGUAGCAGUAUAGGGUAGGUGCAGUAGUGUUUCGCCUUUCCGAAGCCUUUGCCAACUGGAGGAGUGUUCCGUUCGUACUGCUGUUACAAAGGUGUAGUUUUGACCGCGUUCACUUCAAGCAACGUGCGAGGAACGCGAAUGCUGGCUGGUGUUUGAUGUGAACAUUGAUUUUCCUCGUUUUCCCCGGCAUUUGGUAGUGCGUUCGUGCACUUACCUGUCUACGCAGAAGAACUGUGCCCAUUAUCGCGUCUGCUUCCAGCAAUCGAUUAAAGCGGAUACAAAGUUAAAGGAGCUACGGCGAGUGCUGCGAAAAAUCCCAACACGACUAACAAGCAAUCAAAAUCCUUGGAGCCCGGCUCUGGACCAUGGUGUAUUGAACAGAGCAGUGUGUGUGUGUGUGUGCUUCCGGACGAUCGUGACUACUGCGUAACACGUUACUAACAAAAGGUGGAGGUUGAACAAAGUGAUAGGAAAUAUUUGUGAUAUCAGUGUCUGAGUGUGUGUGUGUCUCGUGACUGUCGUACCAGCUUCCAACCAGAUCGUCGAAAACUCUAAACCAAAAGGCAAAAAGAGGAGAGAGAAAAAGAAGAAACUCGGUAACCUUCUUCACAUAUCGGAAUUUCACUUGCGAAUGCUGAUCUCGUCGGCAUUUUCGUUUCGUAAAAUUUAAAUCAACCCACCCACGAGUGGGUUUUGCUGCGGACGUGACUAGUGCAUACUUCCACAAGGCAAAACGGCAUAACUUCCAUUCCGCCCACCAAACCUUCCUCAACCCCACCCCCGGGGUUACAUUACGCCCAGCAGUCAACUCCGCCAGCUUCACUCGUGGUUCGGCCGAUGGUUCUAAUAAUAGUUCCGCAAUAACAAUAUCAUCACUUUCGCCCAUCAUCUCCAGUGGCGGAGAGUUAGAUUCCGUUCCGAAACUCGUGCGGGGUCUACCGGUCCCUACGCCUACCCGCCAAAGCAAAAAGUCGAGUUUUAAAGUGCAAAGUGUGAAGAAAGCAAGGAACGUCGUACGGUCGUCGUUGUCGUCGCGCGCGUAUUCCGUUGUGAUAUUAUUCGCUAUCGGUUUGGUGAUUGUGUGUACGAGCGUGAUUGUGUUCGUCGUCGCUGUUGUUGUCAGUGCCAGUCUCGAGUGCAGGUUUCGCGUAUGUUCACGGUGUAAGUGCUCCGCGUUUGUCUGUGCAUAUUGUUUGAUUUUUGGUGUUUGAUCUGGUGUAUCAGUGAAUGUGUCUGUGAGUGUUUCAGUGUGUGUGUGUUUGUGCAACGUCGUACAGAGAAAGCCCUCACUCCCUCUGACCGCGGAGUGUUGUAUCCGGCUUUUCUGCAGCUCUUCCCCCACAUCCCGGUUGGGAUUGUUUGAUCUGAGAUGCUGUGAUCGGAGAAAUAUUAUUCGCCGACCAACUUCAACAGUCCCACUCGUAUCCGCCUUCCGGUGCAAACCGAUCGGUUCCGUGUGAGCGUGUGAUUUUCCGAUAUUCCCGUUGCAGUUUUUGCCCGCGCCCUGCAAAUCCCAGAGGGAUCGCCGUGGUUGAGGUGUUAAGGCCGCGGGGUGACCGAGUGUUAAAGGCAGGUGGAAAACAACCAACGUGCGAAGUGAUAGCGCCGCGAGCAAAUAUUGCCAAGUGUGGUGGAAAAUAUUGAUGAUAUUUUCUGGGAAUCAUAAAAGUCAUCUGCUGCUGCUGGUGGUGAGUGUGCGUGUGUGAGUGCAGCCGGUCGGUCGGUCUGUUUUUUCGCCAUUGUUGCUUUCCGUGUUGUGUGGAAUUUGGAAAGGUUUCGAUUUCGUUUGUUCUCACGGGCAACAGUUCACGGCAGUACUCGGCCCAAACGCGCAUUUCGUGGCAGGGAAAUAUAUGCAACUGACGAAAAAAGCAAACCGGUGUGUGCGGGCGGCAUAAACGCAAGGAAAAUUCUCAGCCGAAAGUUUGUGUGCUUGUGCAAAGGAAAGAGUGCUGGGCUGUGUGUGUGUGUGUGUGAGGGCGGGAAUCGCUUAUUCUACCGGGAAAUCGCAUAUCGUACUAGUGUUGUGAAUAACCUGAAGCUAAGAGGCGAGCUUGAAGAGAUCGUUUGCUCGAGCGCUGCGAAUAGAUAUAAAUCGGCGCCCAGUGUCGGGAAGGGCGUCACAUUCACUCUGCGACAAAUCGUCUCCAGUGCCGACUCUAGCAUCACGUUAUUGCGUUUCGACAUCAUCAACAGCACUCUGCAUACAUGUUAGGCUGCGCGUUUUUGACGUACUUCAGUCCGGAAAGCGCCGUUAACGGUCAGGGCGCGUUACAUGAGAAGCAGACACUACCUGGGGAUAAUGGAGGCCAAUUUCUUCGUUCAGAAGAGAUCGCCACCUCUUCUGACAAAAUGAAUCGAUGAACCGUGCUAUUCAAGUCAAGCCAGCGGAUAGCGAGAACCGCGGUGAUCGAAAGCUUUUCGUUGGCAUGCUUAGCAAGCAGCAAACUGAAGAGGAUGUAAGACAGUUGUUUAACGCGUUCGGAACCAUUGAAGAGUGCACGAUCCUGAGAGGACCGGACGGUGCCAGCAAAGGUUGCGCCUUUGUUAAAUUUACCUCGCAUCAAGAAGCUCAAGCUGCUAUAACAUCACUUCACGGUAGUCAAACUAUGCCGGGUGCAUCCUCUAGCUUAGUGGUAAAGUUUGCUGACACCGAAAAAGAGAGGCAACUCCGUCGUAUGCAGCAAAUGGCUGGCCAUAUGAACCUGCUGAGUCCGUUUGUGUUCAACCAGUUCGGACCGUACGGCGCCUACGCCCAGCAGCAGCAGGCGGCCCUGAUGGCGGCUGCAACCGCACAAGGAACGUAUAUCAAUCCCAUGGCUGCACUAGCAACACAAAUACCUCACGCGUUGAACGGUUCCGGACAGCCAGUAAACGGUGCCAUCCCCUCUCUACCAUCGCCCACGAUGCCUACCUUCAACAUGGCAGCACAAACGCCCAACGGUCAACCGGCCGGCUCGGAGGCGGUUUACACCAACGGAAUACCCCAGACCUACCCAGGACAUGCUCUUCACCUGUCGAUACCCGCUCAAGGACUUCCGAACGGAGAUGCUGCCCUACCGCAUGCCGCCUACCCUGGCAUCCAGCCGUAUCCCGGUGUCGCCUACCCAGCCGUUUAUGGACAAUUUCCGCAAGCUAUACCGCAACCGAUUGCUGCCGUUGCACCAGCACAACGCGAAGACAUGUUAAUGUUCCCAGGGUGCUCCAUAUCGGGCCCGGAAGGUUGCAACCUGUUCAUCUACCAUCUGCCACAGGAAUUCGGUGACGGAGAGCUGAUGCAGAUGUUUAUGCCCUUCGGAACUGUGAUAAGUUCUAAAGUCUUCAUUGAUCGAGCUACAAAUCAGAGUAAAUGUUUCGGUUUUGUAUCGUUUGACAAUCCAGCCAGCGCACAAGCUGCGAUUCAAGCCAUGAACGGUUUUCAGAUUGGUAUGAAAAGACUGAAAGUUCAGCUGAAAAGACCAAAGGAUGCGAAUAGACCCUAUUAACAAUCAGAGAUUAAAAGCGCUUUAAAAAGUGCUUCUGCUGAAGCUUUAAAAUAUGAAGUUAAUCCUUAGACAAAUUUAAUCUAAUAUCAUCAAUUAUCAGUGCAGUUAUGAAUAGAAACAAACAAAAACAACUACAACCAAUCGCUUAAAGUUAAAUAAUGAACUCACACAGACACACUACUUAAAAACAAAACAUAUGGAAAGGAGCAAACAUUUACGCUACUCUAUAUAUAAAGCAAAAACAAAAAAAAAUCCUACAUGAGAGAAAAAAAAUACACGAUUACAAAGCUAUACAACACUGUUGCAAAGUCAGUGACUUUUGUCUUACACAAAAAACCGAUGUACCAACUAUACGCGCCCGCCAGCAACACACAACAGUCCGUGAUGAAAAGAAGGGAUGAAGUGUGAAAUGAAAGUGCUUUUGGUGCGUACAGCACAACCGGCAUCAUCCAGCGGAGCCACAACAGUCAAGAGGGAGACAGCAUAUGACAGUGACUACACGAUUGCAGCUGGAAACAUGUAAUGCAGCCGGUGGAAAAAGUACAUUUGUUUUACCAAAAAUGGAGGCUAGUCCAAUGUUUGCCAACCAAUGUCGUGGUUAUAGGAUAGGAGGAGUAAGUGAAUUAUCGUAUACUUAAGUUUAUCUAUAUCUAGAUACAAAUCAAAACUCUCUCGUAAAAGGAACCGAGUUCCCAUCGAUUAGCGAUGUGGAACCAAGAAAACGUGUUUCAUUCAGGUUCGGUAACAAAAAUUCUCUAGCGCACACAAUUUAUUACAUACAUUAGGUUCACUUAUGCAAUUUUAAUAUGACACAAUACACAGUUCAGCAUUACAAGAACGUUAUUAAAUGCAUCUUCAAACCAAUAGUGAGGCUACAGCAAAGCGUAUACUAAUAACAUUUUUCAGAUAAUCUAUUAAACUUUGCUCAUUUAUGUACUCACAUUUUUACGCUACUGAUCAUGUACUAAGAAACGUUAAAUGCCCGUUCAUUAUACUAACAAUGGAAUUGUAAAUAACGUGCCACAAGGUACUUUUUAAUUGUCAUUCUUGUUUUCUCGCUUUUCUAGUGCACAUCUUAACCGCUAUAAUUCGACAAACGAAAUUAUAUCAACUUUAGACCAAAACACUUUUAUUUUGAUUCACUAGCUGCAUAGUAAAUCUUUGUAUCUAAGGAAAACUCAUUAGCAGUGUUAUUACAAAUAUAUAUAAUGCUGUUACACUACUUGUUUCUUUCUUCUUUUACUCGCACAGUUUCGUGUGAAACUGCUCGUUUAGCAAAACAUAAAAACGCAUUCAUCAUAGUCUAUAGGGCUCUAAGAGACAAAUGGGAUGGUACGGUUUGCUUUCUUUUCGUAUGGGUUUCUAAAGUUUUUUCGACUGCUAAGGAAUUCGAAGGAAUACGGUGAAACUUACUUUGCCUAUAUGUUAAUACAUAAAAAGAGUGUUAUUUGUUUCGAUAGCUUCAAGCCCUAAUCAACAACUAAAGCGUAAAAUUUGCGACACAGGAAUUAGUUUUAAAUAGUGCAUUAGCAGUGUGGCAAUAAGCCUCGUUUAACAGCACUUAGCAAUUAUUCAACAUAUUGUUAUGAUUUGAGCCAACAUAUUAAGAUGUAAAUUAUAUUACUACGUUAAGUAAUCAUUUACCAUCAUUAUCAACCCUUUUGAAUGCAACAAACAGGUGAUGAUUACUUCCGCAAACCACAUUUGUUAUCGGAUACAUAACAAUAAUAAUUUAAUUAUAAAAUAUACAUUUAAAACAUUGAUUUUAAAAAAAUUAAAUUACAUGGUUCUAUUUCCUUAACAUUUUUUUAAAUAAGUUUAGUAAGACGUUUUACUUUAUACUUCAUAAUUGAAGAAGUGCACAUAUAUACGAAGAGUUUUUUUUGCGAUCAAAUCGACAUUAAAAUAAAGUUUUAAAAUUUUCCGCAAUGAAACAAAUACAGUUAGCUCAAUCCUAUCCUGAAUGUACGUGGAUAACGUUACCAACGCUUUUUGUUUUGUAGCCCAGGUUUGCAUCGUUUUACCUAUUACAGUAUUAAUUUAAAUUUGUAUAAAAACACGUUCCUUUUGUCUAUCGUGGCCCCGGCUUCGCUGUGCGUCUUUUUACUGAGACAAGCAUGUAUGAAGGGCAUUAUUGCAAAAAACUGCACAUUGCGUUUCCGUUUUAUCACACUAGUCAUUUUGUAGGCUAAGGUAAUAUCAUCUUAAAAAUCUACCCAUGCCCGCCAUCAUUGAGCUUUGCGUUCGGUAGUUUGCAUCCCUCCAGGGCCUGUGCCACCAGUAGCCAGGCUGGAAAGUCUAGUAAUCGGAUUCCUGCCUAAAAUUUAAAUAAAAACCAAAACGAACACUCGUACACUGAUACAUACACACACACACACGAAAAUAUUAGGGAAUGUAGUAAUAUAGAAACAAACGAUUAACUUCAUGCAUCAAAGAUUUAAACUAUAAUAUUUGAAACGAGAAAACGCGUGUGUGGGUUUGUGUGCGUGGUCAGCAGUAAUUAACAUAAAACCAACUCGUAUUAGAGAAAAUAUUGAGAACCUACAGCUAAGCAAAGCCAAAAAGAAACAAACAUAUACACUCGUUUAUCGAGAAGCGGUAACUCGUGUCAUCGAAUCCAGAUAUGGUUCGAGCAAGCUGCACGAAUGACUACGAUACAUUAUUUCUAACACAAAACAAAACUUUAACAUUGAACAACAUUAACACUAGUGCUAGAUUUACGUAAAAACUAAACCAAACAAACCAAUAUUAACAAUAAGUAGAGAGAUAAUAAUUUUUCCCUUCCUUCAGCAGCUAUUUUCCGUUUUACGCUGUACUCUCCGGUGCAAUAGCGAUUUCUAAUCGUUUUGUUUUGUUUCGUUAUGAACAGAUUUUCUUAAACGCGAUCAAGUAACCAGAAUAAAACACCUUAUACCACAUAGAGCUUAAUGGUUCGCGGCAAAUCGUUAGAGCAGUUGAAAUCAUAUACAAAUGUCAGAGCACUAUUGGUUGAUAAUUUGAUACGAUUGAAUAAUUUGUUCAUGACGUGAAGAAUCCAUAUUUCACCGCACAAGUAUACCAACUGAAAUAAAAAAAAAUCUCUUUGAACAUGCCUCCAGGGACAGCAAAAUUGAGGAAUUUUCCGUACUUUUCAUUAACUCCUGUUCAUUACCCCGAUUCACAAUGAUAAGAAAAAGUUAUUGAAAACUUACUAUUUACAGUUUUGUAAAUUGCAGGUAGGGUUUUAUGAACAGCUACAAAGUGAACACAAAAAAAACUAAAAACAUAUUAUUGUUAGAUAAACCAACAAAAUGGGCUGUGAUUUCAAAUUAUGAUUUGCAAACACUACAACCAGAUACAUAAAACCCUACUUAAACAAAUGCUGCUGAUGUUUGUUUUGUUUCUACUUAUAUAUCGUAACAGUGCAUUUGCUUUUCUUGUUUGUAUCCCUCAAUUAUUAGCAAUGCUUGUGUGUCGUUAAAUACUUUUUUUUCUAAGGAUUGUUUGCUUUUAUUGACCAUCGUCCCAUAAUAAAACAAAUAAUCAUCACUAUCCCUAAAGGUUUGCAGAAAGCAUCUUAUGCUAGAAUGCAUGCAGCAGCUCGAGUGGGACGAACAAACACAUGAUUAUUUAAUCCCGUGCACCUAAUAUGUAAAAUCGGUCUUACCUUUGCCAAAUUAUUCAGAAAAGAUUGCGAGAUUAAGAUCAAAAAGAGGUUACCGUUCGGUAGCACUUUUACCAUCAACUAGACAAAUUAAACAACAGUUCAACCUGUACAUAGAUGUAAAAUCAAUGCAGCCGUUUUUCUCUCACUCUACUCUACUUAUAUAAGUAUUACUUACUGCAAUCCCUCUUUAGCAUACCUAGAGCGAGUCUAACUUAUACGGCAGCCAUUCUUAGGUGAACACGGACGCAUUUACAUUAGAUGCGUCUAACUAUGCAUUGAAAGCCAUAUCAGUUACUGAAACUAAAAGUUUCGUUUUCAAUUGCUAGUAGGGAAUGCGAAAAACAAAGAGCAGUUUGUCAAUGUGCUACAAACAGCACACCGAUGUAACUCAACCCAGAGCCAUAUUGCCCGCGUUUUGUGCGUGAAGUUUAGUGUCAAGGAAUCCUCCACAGGACAAAGCCAUCGCUUACCCAACAUUGCUAGAUUUAAAAAAUCACCACUCUAAUCGCCCUUUCUAUUUGAUGCGAAACAAACGAUAAAGUGAAAGUCCCCACAUUAUAGCAGAGCAAGUUAAAAACAAAGACUAGUCAAAUAAUUAUUAAAAAGCAAGUAAGAUCACCAAUGAAUCCACAUAUAAAAUACUUGAACAGAUAAAUGAAAAAAUACAAACACAAACAAAGUAUGAAUGAAAAAAUGGACUACAGCCCAACGAACGUGAACCCACCUUCUUCGAGAGAAAAAACUGUGAAACUUUUCCGUCAGGUUUGAUUUUUCUCUCACCAAUCUAUAUGUCUCUCUAGCCAGGGUACUUUCAUUUGUAUCCCUCCCUAAGCUGCCUCCCUGAAACUAAACGUAGUUAGUGUGUCCUCCCUUCUCAAGGUUAUCUACAUUUCCGCAAAUCUCUGAAUGUGUUAUUUAACUAACGAUUACAGUAAAAUUCGGUUGAACAUAUGAUAACAUAACAAUUUUACCUUUCAUUAAAGAAUCAUACUUUUAUGCCUCCUUGUUUUCUUUACGCUUGAAAAAUGGAAUGAUUUUUAUGAAUGUGAAAUCUCAUGUUUCACAUACAAAUACAAGUUUGAAACAAUUUUAAGAUCUAUACCUUGCAUCUGUAAGAUCCUUUAAUACCUUUUUUCUCACAAAACAUCUUAUACCCAGAGUUUGUGACAAAAUCUUGACUGGGAGAUGGGAGUGACAAAGUAGCAUCGUGCUAAGCGCAAAGCGAAGGUAAUAUUUAGUAGUAAGCAAAGAUGGCGCAACAUUAUUACAGCAUGUAGUAGCCACUAUGACAUGAUUUUUUAUUAUCUGUAGGCCACGAUUAAUGCCCAGUACACAUAGUUCUGACGACAAAAGUAGGUGAAUUUAACACCCGUAUCAAAUCCGUACUGAAACUGUAGCUCAGUUGAUAAUAUCCACGCGAGAAACUAUCUUGUCGGAAAAAAUAAAACCAUUCUCAUAAAAUUUUAAAAAUUUUAGGGGUUUACAUUUUCGCUGUUCAAAAGCUACGCUUAAUGUAACUAAUUUGUUUCAUCGUAUAGAAAACUCAAAUUAUUUUUUCUUAUGCACAUGACAUGGGAAAAAACUCUCCAAAUUAACUAGAAAAUUACAGUUUUGGUUCUUUAAGUUUACUAUGCAAAGAAAUUUUUAAAAUUAUUUGCAAAUUCUAUUCAAUUUUAAUGUAGAGACAGCUUAACUUUAGCAAACAGGGAUAAUUCGAUUCACUUACCAAAAUCUAUGCUCCACGCCACCAACACGAUAGUAUACACAUGAAUCUAUAUAUAAAUAUACAUAUAUACACCAACAUGCGUAUAUACACAUAUUUAGAAAUAACAUUAUUAUAUACAUUUACCGUGCAAAAAACGCGUGUACACACAUACAAAAACAACACAACCACAAAAAAUAACAUAGAAAAAACCACAAACCCAACAAAGUAGAAGUAAACGAAAAUCACAAGUGAAACAUUACAAACCAAAUCACGAACCAAAGCUAUGGUCGUCCUUUCUCCGGGUGGAGAAACUGGACACUGCAGACCCUAGCAAGACAAAAGAGAAUGGAUUACUACACCAUUACGAGGAAAGUUAUUUUAAGUCUUCAACUAGCUAAGAAACGAUAAAGGAAGUGCGUAAUGAAAUAACAGUUGGAAAACAGAUUGCGAGUGUAUUUGUGUGUGUGCGAGCAGUGUGAGCACUGUUAAUGGGAUGCUCAUUUUUUCACAUGCAAUCACCAUUUGUAAAGGAACAAACACAGAUCCUGGCAGGAGGGCCCACUGAUCACACACGCACGAAUGAAUCCCUUAUCUUGUUUACCUAUAACUAGAAAUACAAAUCUGUUUAAAGCUCUUUGCAAGAAAAACAAUUCAUGACAGAUAAGAAACAUUGUAAAAAUCUAGGAUACAGGGUAUUUCUUGCAAUUAUUGAAAAUAAUGAGAAAUUAAAUACUUAUAGGAGAAAAACGCAUGUUGAAUAGAAAAGAAGGGAGAGAUUAAAACAUAACUUACAUUUUUAAAUACUAUUACAAAACUUAUUAUUAUUGCGAAUUGAAAAACGUAAAAGUCAUCAUUAUACAUUUUUGCUAACAUAAUUCCUAUCAUUAUUCUCUUUCACAUAAACACACACACACAGACACACUUACACUCACACACACAAACACGUACAUUAUUACCACGAAGACGGAAUGGUUCAGUUAAUCAACUCGAUUUAAAGUUUUAGAAGAAGGGUUCUACUGAAAAAUGAAAUAAAUAACAAAACCAUUUACACAACGCAUUAAUCCAUACUAUUCUAUAAAUUUAAUGAACAACAAAACUCAUUAAACAUUUAACAACUAACACACUUAAAUCGUGCGAUCUUACGUAAUAGAGAAGCAAAUAAAGCUCGAUUGUUGAAACAAAAAAAGAAAACAUAAACGUUUUUUAGAUACGACCCUCCGACGAAUUUUAUUGCUCCUACUUUCUUCUUCUAUUGUCUACUAGUGAUUCAUACGUUUUAAUUCAGUAGCCUUUAGACGUUCAUGCCUGUGAAUAAGAGUCACAAAAAGGGAAAACGAUAUGAUGUUUAAAGAAAUUAGUUUUGUGAUAUGAAUAUUUAUAAAGAAUAUUAAUAGUACUAUUAAAAUGAUACUUAAAAUAACAAACCCGAAACAUCUUUAUGAAUUUGCUAAUGGAAAAGAAACACAGGAAAAAUAAAAAACAAAGUAGAUUUGACAACAAGUCGUAGGCAGGUCGUCUACCGGUAUAGAAAGGAACAGAUAAAGAAAAAGUGCAUGCGGAUGAGGAUGGGAAGAACAUGCCAGUACACAAUAAAAUGUGGAUGGAUUUACAUUUUAUUAUAACGACACAAACACUCUAAACACUUAACAAGAGCGAUAUACUUACAUCAGAGAUUUAUUUAUUUCAAAUCAAAUCGCCAGUGAGUGUAUUUAUUUCAGCGAAUACCAGUAUUGUCAAGUUUUGAAAGGAGCAACAUCUUCGAGCAAACAUCGGAGUUGUAGCCCUUUUCAUAAGAACAUUUACCAUUGGCAUUAGUAAAUUAUUUUUUAUUUUAUUUUUUUCAAAAUGUUAGCAGUAAUAUUGCAGAAAACAACUCAGCGCUCAAUAAUGGAUCACCUAUAUGCGACGAAUUGGCUAGAGAGAUGGUGUAUUUUUUUCUAACCAAAGGGCAGUAAACGCUCAGGAUUAUCCGGUGCAUUAGGCUAUUGUUCACUCAUCUGUUGCUACUUCAUGGGGCUCAUUAGUACCAUGAGGAAUAAUUUUCAAUGUGAUUCAAUAUUUUUGAUCAUUAAAAACAGCUUCAAAUGACUUUAGUAGUAUCAGUUUCUAUAACACCUUUAUCAACGUUAGACUUACGAACACAACAAUGCUACAGUUCACAAAAGACCGAUAAUACGCAACUAGAUCCUGAUAGCUCGUAGGCAGCCAAUGCAGUGAUGGUGCAUCACGUUUAAAAUUAAAUAUCAAUCAAAGAGAAGCCAAAAGCGAGCAGAAAAGAAAAUGCCCAUUUACUAGAGAGGGAGUGUGUUGUCUGCAGAACUCCGAUGCGUAGCACCAUAACAAGUAAAAAUAAGAAGGUGCAAAAGAUGAAAAAGAAAUAUAUAUACCAUAUAUACAAAGAAAUUCUUUAAAAUUUCACUUAACAAAAUAACACAAUGUGGAGACACCUGUACAUUGCGAAAUUUAACGCUUUGAAAACGAAACAAAAAAUAUAUAUGAAUGAUAAUUUAGUAUAUUUAGUAUAACAAAGAUCGUACACGAUAACCCUUAGAAGCAAAGCCGCAAAUUCAUAAGUUGUCUCGUGAGAAGCCUAACCUAGCGAUGGGAAUGAUAAGGUUCACAGAGAAAUAAGAAACGGUGUAAAAGGCGAAGAAAGAGAAGAGUACCAACACAUACGGUUAAUACUGGAAAGCAAACAAACAAAAAUCUUAUUAAAUUAAACCAAAUUUUUAGACAAAUUUACUUUGUUUUCUUUCUCCUAACAUUGAGAAAAGGACAACUUGUGGUGGAGUUUAAACAUCUGAUAAUCGUUGACAAUUUCACCAACUUUCACCUGCACGAGACUAUAAAAACCAUCCAUUAUCCUCAAGUGUAGGUAAUGCACACUGCUUCGGUUCGAAUUGACAUCUCGUUUAUCGUUCAUUUUCUUAAAAUCUUGAUUUAUAUGUUAUGUAAAAUGUCCUGGAGAAAUUGGAAAAUUUGGCUUAAUCGUUCAAACCAUAUCAAACAUAUUACUAAGUAAUCGAUCGUUUCUUCGACGAAACUACGGUAAAUGUGUCAUGGUGGCAGAGAGAAGUUUGUUUUUUAACUUAUUGUGGUAUUUUCAUUUCAAAAAUCAGUUUUUAAAUGUGAUAUGAGUGUUAUAAAAAGCAAACAUGCAACAUCUAAAGAACGCACAAGAAUUAUAAGUACAAUAAAUGUUUUGUAAGGUUAUAUACAACAUAAAGUUUGUUUGGAGCAAAUGUUUUAAGUCAUAGUAUGUACCUAAAAACAACAAAACAGAAAUGGAAUCACAUUUUAUUCUUUCAUUAACAAUUGUGAAAUUUCCAACGCAAAAUAUAUGAUUUAGUACUGAAAAUUUGUUAAAUGGUGCUUUUUUGUUCAAACAUUUAACAUGAAGUACAUUUAAAAACGUCUUUGUUUCAUUUAACUGAUGAAAACAUGAAUGAAAAGAUAGACAACCAAACAACCGAAAUAAGAAGAGAAAGUAAGCAAGAGUAGACACAAAAUAAUUAAUGGGAAACUUUAAUUAUUACGACAAUAUGGUAUUAUAAUAAAAUAAUAUAAAGAACAUUGAAAUGAAGCCUUAAACCAUGUAUAUGCUACAUUAAAAGCCGACUGUGCACGACUUAAUUAAAAGAUGAAACGAAACUUAUUCAAAGCAGCAACAUUUGCAUACACACAUACACGUGCGCUUUCAAAGAACCACUUACACUUUCACCAUCACACUCACACAUCAAGUGGGAAUGGGAAACCAACCGAUAGUUACAAGUGGAGUCAUCGAAAGCACCAUUAAGACUCCGCAGUCGUUUCGCUAUCUAAUUCUAAACCCAUGUAAAUUCACCACCACCAAGACCCACAAACAAAACAUCAGCAACAUCACCAACAACUACUACUACGACCAUAUUGAAUGGUUUCAAUCAAAGAAUUUUCUCUUUAAAACUUUAAAACGAAUUAUAAGACAAAUUGCACUGCUGUAAUGCAGCGAAACAAAACGAACAAAGCUGCAGUAGUGCCGUGCAUUGGGCACUGGAGGGGCACAACUUUAAAACAAACACAAAUAUCCUAAACACUACUAUUAUAAUGGUAUCAUUAAUUAUUCUCUCUCCCUCUCUAUCUCUCUCUUCCUCUCUAUAUCUUUGCGAUUCGCAAAAUUUGCGUAAGAUAACGGUAGCACAGGGAUCGACUGUUACUAUUAAUUUAAAUUAUGAAGCCGGAUGAAUGUUAUUCGUUUGGGAUAUUUAUUAAUCUUAUAUGAUUGAAAGUCUCGAAUGUAGUGAAACUACUUUAGCGAUUGUAUCAUACUGGUGGCAACUUUAUCUACUUCAUUUUUUUAUAUUACAAGCUAGACCGGCGAGUGCAUUUUGCUGUUUAGUUUUUUUUUUUGUAGCACAACAUAACACACAAUAUUCGUCUGUUAAUACUGCUUCUACCUUCCGUAGUGUACGUUUGAAUACAUUUGAUAAACUACCCCAAAACUUGCAGAAUCAUCUCAUUUAAAUGAGAAAAUUUGUUUGUUGGCCAACAUAAUUAGUACACUUUUUUCACAACUGAAUCUGAAAAACCAAAUCUGAUUUUUAAUCAAACUAAAACUGAAGAGAAGCUAAAACAAACAUGAAAAGCAGCUGAAAUGCGAAAACCCAGAGGUAUCCGCAAAAGGCAUAUACAUAAAUAUAUAUUUAUAAUGGAUAAGAAUUAUUUAUAUCGAAAAUCAUACAGAGCGGUAAACAUAAUACACCGAUACUCACACAAAACACAUUACAGUGUGAACCUAGACGAACAGCAUCAAACAUGAACUAAAUCUUAAGUACAACAGUAUUAGAUAUUCUAAUGGCAAGUUCAGCUAGCAAAAAUGGAACGAUAGAGGUAUUUGGUUUUGGUUUCCUCCUAACAAUCCUGCUGGUAGCUACGUUUUGAGAGCAGUCAAAUGAUGUCCCGUCUCUCAACAUCAUAGAGUGAUUACUGCAGUGAUUGCUUAACAAGAUUCACCACGUAUUAGUAGAAUUGUAAAGGGAAUGAAUAAAAAAAUAACAACAAAAACUAAUUUGCUAAAACUGUAGAAAAUGCAUACACAAACACAUGAUCUCUCAAGGUAAUGCGACACGAUGCUAAACUAAACCAUAUCAAUCAGGUACUAAAACUAACACAGACUCUAGAGACAAAACGGAAAAAGGUGCAAUAUAAGCAGCCAGGCCAAGAUCCCACGUGCUACAUUUGAAAAUUAAAUGUACAUUUUAUUCACCACACGCAAUUCGAAAAGGGUGGUGUAACAUGUGUCAGAAUCUGCGAAAUUCAGUUUUUGUAUGCUUUAGUUUAUUCAAACAACGGCAGUAACGAAUUGCUUGACUUUUGUUUCAAAAGUUAGAAAGAGAGUAAUGCCAUACAGGCGGAAACUUAAUUUUGCAAUUUUUGUUCUGGCAAAUAUUCUUCUACACUUGCAUCCUUCACUAAUUCAUUCAUAGCUACCAAGCUUAAAGUACUUCAUGAAACAGUCACCUAGACAAAAUAACAAAAUAAAAUGGCGUUGUUGAGCUAUAUUUCAAAGAAUCCCCAUAAAUACAAUGCUUUUAAAAAAGUAUAUACAAUCGUACAAGAACGCAAACCACGAAAAAACAAUUCUCUGAGAAAACACAACAAUUGAAUAAAGUACAUACACCUCUUUUAUUUAAUGUUAACCAAUUAACUAACUAACUAAAAAACUACUUCACUUUUAAGUUUUUUUAAAUAAACUUAAUAAACAGUCAAGUUUAUGCACAGUAUGAAAGUACAUAUUCGAUUAAAAGCAUACUUAAAAGAGAAGAUUAACCGUUGGCCUUUUACCACACAUUUCGCACUGUGUUAUCUUUGUUGUGGCGAAACAUGUGGAAGCUAAAAACAAAAUUUGAUAAAACGGAUAAAAGAUCUGAAAGUGGGAGAGAGAAUUUGGUUAUUAAACGGUUGAUACCUUUUCGUGAGAAAUACUUGAAUAUUUUAUAAAAUUGAUUACAAAUCUUUGCAAUCCUGCAAAGAAUUCACUUAAUUAACUACAAAACUCACAUGCACACAAACACUUAUACAAGAAGAAUUCUAGAAAUAGCUAUGUACGAUUUUCAUUACACCAAACAUUCUAUUUUACUUCCAUCUCGUUCAUAGUGUUAUAAUAAGCUUUAUUUUCAUUUGUUAAUAAAUAGCUUAGAUUAGAAGCUAAACCAUAUAGAGUCGAACGCUCGCGAAACAAAGCAUCAUGCAGGGCCCGUUUAGGUGACAUCAGUAAAUGCCAAAAUCAGUUAGUAAGAAUAAUGAAACACGUAUAAGUCUGUGGAACAAGGAUGCUCGCCGUGACGUUUUCAGAUUAACGCACUUUGGCGAAGCAUACCACUGAUUCGGAUUACAGUGAGUAGCGGAAGGGUUAGCAAACAUUUCGACUGAGGUCUAUGAACUACGUAUAAGCAACCAGCAAAAACGGAUGAAUAAUUAAGUGGUAAAACAACACGCGAGAACUGAUGCCGGUGCAAGAAGUAUUAAGAUGAUUUAACGAGAAAUAAAAACUAAACCUUGCACUGUCAAUCACGGGGGAAGUAAAUACUUACUAGCAUGCAGAAGGAAGAAUCUAAUGGCGCAAAUAGUGAAGCACAUACUUUAUAGUAUGCCACAUGUCCUAGAUAUUGAACAUUUGCAAAACCGCUGCUAAAAGCUAACAGAAGAAUGAAAUGAACAAGAACGGAUUACAAUACUAAACAAGCUACACUAGCGUGAAGGACACGCUUCUUUAUGAAAUUACUUGCAUUCUAAUUAGUGAAUUUAAUGGGACAAGUAGAGGAAUAAAUGCUGUAACAAAACAACUUAAAGAGAUGGUGAAUUACACAAAAGUAUUUAAGUACUUAUUAUCAAUUACUUAUUAGUACGAGAUAAAUACACAGCAACCAACCACAACAAAAACCCAAAACUCAAUAAAAUUAAAACAAAAACCAUGCUCUUACUAAAUUACAACUCAACUGCAGAUACAGCAAAAAGCAUUGACACAGUAAAAAGAAAGGCGCAACAUAUUUGCAAUGCGAUACAUGCUUAAUAAUAUACACGUCACACCUUCUUUUUGUUGCAACACACACUCAUUCAGCAAACCAUGAUUAGUGUGGUUGCACUACAAAAGUGAACAAACUAAGUCUAACUAUGAUUAUUAUUAGUAUAUUUAUUGCUAACAUCACUACACUAGAAAAUAAACAGGUAAGAAGUGAACAUAACCGUUCGAGGUAUAGUUGGUGAAUACUGAUAUAACGCGAAAACGCUAGACAAAAAGUGCAGGACAUAGCCAACAACAAAAAAAAGGAAUAACACGGAUCAUUAAAAUAUUUUGUAGUUAAGAGGACCCACUUAACGCAUGUGUUGGUCAGUGUCAUCGAGUUGUCACUGAUAGACAUUCACUAAACGCGGUAAUGCUAGAAGUAUAAGAGGAAUUUACAGGAUAGCUGCCUGAUAGUCUAGGACUACUACUAUGAGAGAAAAAAAAACAAACACAAAA
Anopheles arabiensis is the source of this 19159-nucleotide messenger RNA. RefSeq names its product CUGBP Elav-like family member 4 (gene bru3). The transcript has 13 exons. Lineage: Eukaryota; Metazoa; Arthropoda; Insecta; Diptera; Culicidae. Bases 5186 to 6310 code for a protein of 374 amino acids. Gene Ontology annotation, cellular component: cytoplasm; ribonucleoprotein complex; nucleus. The record is from RefSeq and is a predicted model, not a curated record. Gene Ontology annotation, biological process: regulation of alternative mRNA splicing, via spliceosome; mRNA splice site recognition. Gene Ontology annotation, molecular function: mRNA binding.